AUGUCAUUAAUUGAAAAAUACAAAUUAUUGAAAUGUGAAGGAUCAUCAACUGAUCGUAUUAAUUAUAUAUUAUCUUUGACAGACAAAAGAGAAACAGAAAUACAUUUAAAAAAUUUAUCUGCUAGAUCUUAUAAUGAUCUACAAAUGUUAAUAUUUUUAUCUAAAUCAACAAAAAAUCAAACAAAUCUUUUUGAAAUCUUCAAAAAUGAUUCAUUACCAGUGUGUCAACGUGCUGAUGCUGCUAAAGCGUGGCUUCGACUUCAACACGAUGAAAAACAAGUUCAUCAAUUUGUAGUUGAAACAAUUACAGAUUCAAAUAUUCCUCGACUUAUAAAACAUCAAAUUCUUAAAUGUCUUCAUCAUAUUCAUUUUUUAAAAAAAUCUUCUUCAUUCUUUUAUGAUCUUGCUUUUCAUUUAACUCAAUUAUUUCAUCAUGAUGAAUUCAAUAUUGAUGCUCAUACAUUACCAUUCUGUUCAUUUGAUCAAAUAAUCAAACUUCUUUCUCAAUGGUCAUUAAUACGUUACAGUCAAAUUCAUUUUUCAUCUUCAUUUCGUUCGAAAUUAAUUCGUUUUCAACCUCUUAUUAUUAUUCAUUUAAUUAAAGGUGAUUUAAUAGAUAAAUAUACGAAUAAUGAUAUACUAUGGAAUUAUUGUCGAGAGAAUAAAAAUUUAUUUGAAUUAUUAGCAAAAAAAGAACCUAAAUCAAUGUGUAAUUUAGCAAUUGAACAUGUUAAUCGAUUGGAAAAACAUAAAAGAAUUUUACCGGCAUUUAUUGUAUCUGAAGAAAAACGAAUGUUUGAUAAAGCUCCGGAUGAAAUGAUUCAAUUGAUAACACUAGUUGCUUCUCAUCAACCAGGUAUAAUUAAAUAUGAAUCACAUUGGGAUUGUUCAGGCACAGAAUUAUGUUCUUUUAUGUUUCCUAAUUCAUUUUCGAUAGAUAAUUAUAUUCAUCUCUUUUUUAUAUUAUAUGAAACAUGUAAAUGGUCUCUAAAUGAUACACAUUGCCUCGUUUCUUAUAUGUUAGCUAAUGAUAUAAGAUCACAAAAACUCUAUUGUCUUCGUCAACAACGUAAAUGGUUUUUUGAUAUUGUCGUCAAAGAACGUAUUGGUAAAGAAGAAUUUCUAAAUAAAUUGUUAAAAACUGGUAAAGAAACUGAUUUGUAUGUAUUGAGUGCUUAUCCAGAAUUAAUUAAACCAUUGGCUCAACAUUUAUUUGAACAACUUGAUCAAUCUGAAUUAGUUAAUCCUGAACAACAUGGAUCUUUUCUUCGUUAUGAACUUAUGAAUUCAGAAAUUUUUAAUCAAUUUUUAUCUCUUUUUCAACAAUGUGGUUCAGAUGCUAACAAAAGAAAACGAAUGUAUUCAUUUUUUCUACAAUGUGCUAUUUCAACAGAUCAACAAAGUGUAAAUAAUGUUCUUCAAUGGAUUCGAAAACGAUUUAUAAAUGAACAAUUAAGUGUUAUUGAAUAUUUUCUGAGAAAUUUAUCUUUAUAUGAUAAUCGAUUUCAUUUAGAAUAUUUACCAGAUAAUUUUAAAAUAAUCGAACAAAUUAUGGAUAUAGCUUUUAAUCAUUUACAAAAAACAUCAAAUACAGUAGAAUCUAUACUUACAUAUGGAUUUUUAUUGUUGGUUAAAGCAGAAUAUUAUCAAAAUAAAACACAACAAGAAAAAAUACAAGAAUUUGCUUGUAAAAUUAUUAAACGAUAUUAUUCAAUAAAUGCUGAUUUUCCCUAUGAUAAUGUAUUAUUACCUCGAUCAUUACCAAUGGCACGUAAUCUUUUUGCAAAUAUUUUAAUAUCAGAUAUAUUUCCAAAAUUAAUUUCAAAAUUUUUAAUAACUGAAAUAAAUAAUUUCUUAAUGAAAUGUUUUCACGAUGCUUGGCGUUUAAUUCAAAUUGAUUCAUUUCUUUAUUCAUUCUUUUUUGAACAUUUACAUCAUUCAAUACAACUUCAAUCUGCAUUUGAUAUUAAUGAACAUGGAUUUUUAAUAUCAUUAUUUCUUAAACCAAAAUCAACUCGAUUAGNUAAUUGCUGUUAG
This is a messenger RNA of Rotaria sp. Silwood2, 2037 nucleotides long. The record is from the annotation of a GenBank genome assembly. NCBI's taxonomy places the organism in Eukaryota, Metazoa, Rotifera, Eurotatoria, Philodinida, Philodinidae.